AUGUCUUUGCGUCUAACCGCUGCUCGUCUGGCUCGCGUCAACGCAAAUCGAGCACAUUGCUUGACUACUCCGUCGUCUAGCCUCGCACGUCUCAGUCUUUGUUCGUCUCUCGUCGGUGAGCACUUCAGGAGCGCCACUUUCUCCACCGCGGCUGUCAGAAUGAGCUCAAUUGCCGCUACAUCGCUCAACCCACCGCCCGCUCCACUACGUGUGAAGCCACCCACGGCUGAGCAGGAGCAGGCCGACUACGAAGCCGCCGUCAAACAGGUGCAGGAUUGGUUCGACAGUCCCCGUUUCAAGGGCAUCAAGCGUCCAUAUGGUCCAGAAGCCGUGGUUUCAAAGCGUGGGUCCAUGCCCGUUCAGCCGCCUGCUUCGUCCCUAGCUGCCGAUAAGCUGUUUGCUAUCUUGUCCGAACAUGCAGCAAAGGGCACACCCGCGCAUACCAUGGGUGCCAUCGAUCCCGUCCAGCAAUCGCAGAUGGCUCACAACCAGGAAGUUGUCUACGUCUCUGGCUGGGCAUGCAGUUCCGUGCUCACCACUUGCAACAACGAGGUGGGCCCCGAUCUUGCAGACUACCCCUACACCACCGUACCCAACCAGGUUCAGCGUCUCUUCAAGGCUCAGCAGCACCAUGACCGAAAGCAUUGGGACGAACGAUGCCAGCUUACCCCUGAACAAAAGGCCAAGACGCCUUGGGUCGAUUACCUGCGACCCAUCAUUGCCGAUGCCGACACUGGUCACGGUGGUCUCAGCACCGUCUUCAAGCUGGCCAAGCUUUUUGCUGAGCAGGGUGCUGCUGGUAUCCACCUCGAAGAUCAACUUCACGGCGGCAAGAAGUGUGGUCACCAGGCAGGAAAAGUGCUGGUCCCGACUUCGGAGCACGUUAACCGCCUCACCGCUACGCGAUUUGCAUGGGAUAUUCUCGGCUCGGCCAAUAUCUUGAUUGCCCGAACUGACUCGGAGUCGGCCAAGCUCAUCUCUUCUAGCAUCGACGCCCGCGAUCAUGAAUUUAUCAAGGGCGCCUACAACCUGCCCGAGGGUACUAAGAGCCUCGCGGACACCCUUGCUGCCAAAGAGGCAUCGGGCGCUUCGGGUCCCGAGGUUGACGCUGUCGAAAAGGCAUGGAUGGACAAGUGCGAGCUGCUUACCUUUAACGAAGCUGUUGCCAAGCACAAUGCUUCCAACAAGAAAGGUAUUGAGGUGUACAGCCAAAAAGUUGCCGGUGGCGUGUCCAACGGUGAAGCUCGAGCGAUUGCUAAGGAGGUCUUUGGUGCUGAAGGUGUGCCUACCUGGUGCUGGGAUGCUCCUCGAACCAAGGAAGGCUACUACCACUUUAAGGGCGGUGUCGCAGCUGCCAUCAAGCGUGUCAAGAUCUUUGGCGCGUAUGCCGACAUGCUCUGGCUCGAAACCAAGACGCCUGACCUCAAACAGGCGCAAACCUUUGCUGCCGAUAUUCACCGCGACCUGCCGGGCAAGUGGCUCGUCUACAACCUCAGCCCUAGUUUCAACUGGAGUGCACACGGAUUCUCUGACCAGGACCUCAAGAACUUUGUCUGGGAUCUCGCCAAGUCUGGCUUUGUCUUCCAGCUCAUCUCGCUUGCCGGCCUUCACUCGACCGGUGCGAUGACAUGCGAGCUUUCGCAGCGCUUCAAGACGGACGGCAUGCUUGCCUAUGUCGAAUUGGUGCAGCGAAAGGAGAAGGAGAUCGGCUGUGAUGUGCUGACCCACCAGAAGUGGUCUGGUGCCGCUUACGUCGACCGUAUGCUACAGGCAGUCAGCUCCGGAAGCUCCGCAACGCAAGCAAUGGGUGCCGACAGCACCGAAAGUACAUUCUAG
Mycosarcoma maydis (corn smut) is the source of this 1836-nucleotide messenger RNA. RefSeq names its product putative isocitrate lyase. Gene Ontology annotation, molecular function: isocitrate lyase activity; methylisocitrate lyase activity. Bases 1 to 1836 code for a protein of 611 amino acids. Gene Ontology annotation, cellular component: mitochondrial matrix. The transcript has a single exon. NCBI's taxonomy places the organism in Eukaryota, Fungi, Basidiomycota, Ustilaginomycetes, Ustilaginales. The record is from RefSeq and is a predicted model, not a curated record.